AUGUGCACAGAUGUGGACGGCGUGAGGGUCUGUCUGAGACGGAGGAAGCAGGGCAGCACGCCGCGGACACACUGCGCUCGGCAGCAGCAUGUUCUGCGCCAAGCUGAAGGAGCUGAAAUUCAGCGGAGAGUGUCCUUUCUCCAAGGCGGCGGCGAGCCAAGCGCGGGCCGACCCGGGAGAGCGCGAGCGCGAGCGCGAGCGGGAGCGCGCGGCGGCGGGCGCCGUGCCCGUGCUCAGGGAAGUGCACGCGGCCGCGAAGGCGGACCCCCGCGGGCGCGCGACGGGCAGGUGCAAGGUGAACCUGCACACGCUGGGAGAGAGCGUCCGCAAGUUAGUGUGUCCGGAGUUUGACAGGCUGCACACCGCUUUCCUUAGAAUGAUCAAACAGCAUGCAUUAGACAUGAUGAUGUGCCAAAAUACAGGCUGUAGAAAUGCGGAGGGCUUGACGGAGCUCAUGGAGACGUACUCCCUGAAGUCGGGUAUUCCGAUGGAGAGCGUCAAAGUGUCACUGGGGGUCGAGGUUUUUAAAGCGUGCUACGAGGAGGAUGGACAUAUUUUGGGCGUUGUGGGGGGAGCCCUGCACGACUUCCUGAACAGCUUCAACGUGCUUUUAAAACAGAGCACGCCGCAGAGUUCGGGCAGUGCGGGCUGCGCCAAGGACGCCUCCGUGCUCUGCCUGGAUAAGGACCCGGGCCAGCUGACCGUGUACUACUUCGACCCUCACGAGGCGACCGAGCUUUUCUUCCCGGGCAUCAUCAAGGCGGCCGCCAGCGUGCUCUACCAGACGGACGUGGAGGUGACCAUGGAGCCCUCGUGCUGCAAGGAGAGCACCCUGCAGUCCCACCGCCAGCCCCACCUGCUCUACUCCGUGGUGGUGACCAACGCCAAACGUCUCACCCCAAGUCCUCUGAAGGCGCAGUCCCCGGUGGAUAUACCCAUGUCCUUCUUCAACUCCACGUUCCCGUUCCACGUCCUCUUCGACCGCGACAUGAACUUGCUGCAGAUCGGAGACGGCCUGAGGAAGCGGUUGAACCGCAAAGAUGUCCAGAGGAAGCCGGUGUUUGAGGACCAUUUUCUCAUAGUGUCCCCGCAGAUCAGGGCGAACUUCCAAAGUAUUUUAGCCAUGCUGAACACGCAGUUUGUUUUAAAGAUAAAGCACGGCACCGGCACCGCGGACGGCACGACUAAGCUCAUGGACCUCAAAGGACAAAUGAUCUUCGUUUCAGAGUCCAACUGUAUUUUGUUUCUGGGCUCGCCAUGCGUGGACAAGCUGGAGGAGCUCACGGGGAGGGGUCUCUACCUCUCGGACAUCCCGAUCCACAACGCCCUGCGGGACGUGGUGCUGGUGGGAGAGCAGGCCAAGGCUCAGGAUGGCCUGAAGAAGCGCCUGGGGAAGGCUAAGACAGCCCUGGAGCAGGCCCACCGCGCUCUGGAGGAGGAGAAGAAGAGGACGGUGGACCUCCUCUUUACCAUAUUCCCGGGCGUGGUGGCACAGAAGCUGUGGCAGGGCCAAGCCGUGCAGGCCAAGAAGUUCGAUAACGUCACCAUGCUGUUCUCCGACAUCGUGGGCUUCACGGCCAUCUGCUCCGUGUGCACCCCGAUGCAGGUGGUCACCAUGCUCAAUGAGCUCUACACCAGGUUUGACCACGAGUGCGGAGAGCUGGACGUCUAUAAGGUGGAGACCAUCGGAGAUGCGUACUGCGUGGCGGGCGGUCUCCACAAAGAGAGCCAGACGCACGCCGUCCAGAUCGCGCUGAUGGCCCUGAAGAUGAUGGAGCUGUCUGACGAGGUCAUGACCCCCACAGGAGAGGUCAUCAAGAUGCGAAUCGGCCUCCAUUCGGGCUCCGUCCUCGCCGGUGUCGUGGGUGUUAAAAUGCCUCGCUACUGCCUUUUUGGGAACAAUGUCACGCUGGCGAAUAAGUUCGAAUCGUGCAGCCUCCCGAGGAGAAUAAACGUCAGCCCCACGACUCACAGACUCCUCAAGGAGCGACCGGAGUUUGUAUUCACACCCAGGACCCGGGAGGAUCUCCCGCCAAACUUCCCCUCCGAUAUUCCUGGGGUGUGCUACUUCCUGGAGGCGUUCGAUCAACAGGCGGCGGCACCGCCAGGGACUCGGCAGCCCACGAUUACAGCAGCACGCACUUCAUGGCAGAGCAGAUGUAGUGCACACGACAGGCUUGUUCUGCGCAUUGUGCCGGGGCAUUGCUGCAGGUUCAUGGGGGUCAAGUAAUUCUGAAGAUUACUCUCGAGUCACUAAAUGUGAUAAUCAGCCUUUGUUUUAAAGCAUUCGUUGUGCACGGUUGGAUUCACAUUGUGAUACCAUGUAACUAUCCUUUUAACUUCUGCACAAUGGAGUUUGCAUAAUGCUCUGUAAAUGUAAUACUGACACAUAGUUAGACCACGAUGAAUGAUUUACUAUUCCAACAAAUGUUUAUUACAGCCAUUAUUUCCUCAUUGUUUCAGAACUAUAAUAAACAUGAUUCCAUAAAA
Molecule: messenger RNA, 2490 nt
Organism: Scleropages formosus (Asian bonytongue)
Lineage: Eukaryota; Metazoa; Chordata; Actinopteri; Osteoglossiformes; Osteoglossidae
Gene: gucy1a1
Product: guanylate cyclase 1 soluble subunit alpha 1
Biological process (GO): cGMP biosynthetic process; response to oxygen levels
Cellular component (GO): guanylate cyclase complex, soluble
Molecular function (GO): heme binding; guanylate cyclase activity
Source: RefSeq, a predicted model, not a curated record